This is a messenger RNA of Cooperia oncophora, 561 nucleotides long. NCBI's taxonomy places the organism in Eukaryota, Metazoa, Nematoda, Chromadorea, Rhabditida, Trichostrongylidae. The record is from the annotation of a GenBank genome assembly.
AUGGAUGAUCUCCUGGCAGAACUGAACGAACUUCUACAUGCCAUUAAAAUGCCGGUCGUGGCAGCUGGAGUCCUUUAUUACGUUCAGACGUUAUUAUUAUCAGAGGAGAAAACCGGAGAUCCUCCCGGAGCUGCUUUAUGCCUUCUCGACCAUAUCUCUACUCUUCAUCCGAAUUUACAUGCCAAAGCGUUUGAUGUGUGCUGUCAGCUGUACGAGAAGAUUGCUGGAGAAAAUGAAGCAGCUGAGGUGAUUAUGGAACGUCAACGGCUCGUAGUCGAUCGCCUGGUACACCUGCUAUCAGUAGGCGGAGCGAUCCCAGUACUGGAAAAGGUGUGGGAAAUGUUCCGUGAUGGACAAAUAGACGCGUCUUUAGUGCGAUACUUCGCGACAGAGAUCCUGGAGAUAAUCGCACCACCGUUUUCCGAUGAUCUUAUCUCGCUUUUUCUACCAUUGGUCAGCGAUGAGGAAAUUUUCGACAAAGCUGCUCAUGAGCGCUUUCCAGCUGCUGGAGAGUUUAUACAGUACUGCCGUGAACAAAUGUCUGCUACGGCCGUUGCUUAA